Molecule: messenger RNA, 899 nt
Organism: Molossus molossus (Pallas's mastiff bat)
Lineage: Eukaryota; Metazoa; Chordata; Mammalia; Chiroptera; Molossidae
Gene: PDZK1IP1
Product: PDZK1 interacting protein 1
Exons: 5
Coding region: 245-586 (113 amino acids)
Source: RefSeq, a predicted model, not a curated record
CGCGCAACGGCGCCGGUAUCACGCUCCGACCUGUAGGGAAGCCCUUUGGCUUUUAGAAGACUGUGUGUCUCUCUCUAGCCCAGGGCGAGGUCCCUGGGCAGCUGGGAUGGUGAGACGGAGCUCUGGGGCAGGGAGCUCCUGUCCUGCAGGGCCAGACUGAGCUGGGGCCGGUCUCAGCACACACCCACAGCCCCACAGCCCAGAUACCAGCAACCGGAGGGAAGGCCAGGAGCUGCCCGCAGCCAUGUCAGCCCUCAGCCUGGUCAUUCUGGGCCUGCUCAUGGCCGUGCCACCCACCAGCUGCCAGCAAGGCCUGGGGAACCUGCAGCCCUGGAUGCAGGGCCUCAUCGCUAUGGCCGUGUUCCUGGUCCUCGUUGCAAUCGCCUUUGCUGUCAACCACUUCUGGUGCCAAGAAGAGCCGGAACCCGUGAACGUGGCCGUGACCGUUGGAAACAAGGAAGACGGGAUCCUGGCAGGAACGGAAGGAAAGUACUCCUCCAUGGCCAGCUUCAGGUCCAGUGAGCAUGAGAAUGCCUAUGAGAAUGUCCCCGAGGAGGAGGGCAGGGUCCGGAGUACCCCCAUGUGACCCCGCUUUCCCGUGGCCCCCAGCGCUGAUCCUGGGCUUCUGUAAUCAGUGCCACUCUUCUGAGCGGGAAUCUACAUUGAGGGGCCGAUUUUUUCAACCUCACACUGCACCACCCUCCCUUGAAUUGUCCCAGCCAAUGUCGGAACUCAGACUGUGUCUACCUGGGGCUCAGCUGGGGCUCGGCUGGGGCUCUGGGUCUUCUGGGAGGGUGUCUCCCACUCAAUUCAAAUCAGAAGACCCUUCUGAAGGAGAUAGCUCGGCACCUCCCAUCCUGCCUCACAUUCCCUCCCCUCACUGUGGACAUGGCCUUAUU